AUGACAUCAUUGCCCUACACAAUCUUACUUCUCUGUAUUGUAUUAUCAGCAAUCCCAGUAGACGGUCUUAUCUGCAGGCGUUCGUCUAAACGUGCGGUUUGUUACACUCGUUCAAAGAAAAUAUCUUACACUGGAAGUUUAUCAAACUGUGUAAAAGUGUGCAAGACCAAGAAAGUUCGAGCCACUACCACUCCUUCAUCAUUGGAUUGCAGCAGUUACAUCGUGUUUUAUAAUUGGCAGUGCAAAGAUGCCGAUGAGAACAAUCUAUAUUGCAAGGAGAUAAAAGCAAAAAUGGAUUUCUGCCUUAAAUUAAUGGAAAAGAGAAGAAGAAAAAGAACAUCACCGGCACCAAACACAACAACAAAAGCUCCAGAAAGACCUCGACGUCCUCCAAAGGAUUGCCUGCCGCUAUUUCCCUUUCGAUUCACGUGUCGGAAUCAGUCAAGAAUGUCUCGAACUAGCUAUUGCGAAAAAAUCUCUGGUAUGCUAGAAAGGUGCUUCGGCAAGGCGUAA
Molecule: messenger RNA, 513 nt
Organism: Cylicocyclus nassatus
Lineage: Eukaryota; Metazoa; Nematoda; Chromadorea; Rhabditida; Strongylidae
Source: the annotation of a GenBank genome assembly